Messenger RNA from Nematolebias whitei (Rio pearlfish), 525 nucleotides. It is a transcript of the gene gngt2b, whose product is annotated as guanine nucleotide binding protein (G protein), gamma transducing activity polypeptide 2b. Gene Ontology annotation, biological process: G protein-coupled receptor signaling pathway. Lineage: Eukaryota; Metazoa; Chordata; Actinopteri; Cyprinodontiformes; Rivulidae. The coding region runs from base 137 to 349 and encodes 70 amino acids. The transcript has 3 exons. The record is from RefSeq and is a predicted model, not a curated record. Gene Ontology annotation, cellular component: heterotrimeric G-protein complex. Gene Ontology annotation, molecular function: G-protein beta-subunit binding.
AAGCCCCGGCAGCGGGGAUCAGCUGGGAUGAGGAGCAGUGGGACGGCACAGAUCUGUCAGAGGAGGAGAAGCCAGGUGAGAGGAAGAUACGCCAGAUCUCUCUGAUCGUUGGGGGUCCCGCCAUUCAACAGCCAGGAUGGCUCGGGAUAUGUCAGAUAAAGAAAUCCUGAAAAUGGAGCUGGACCAGUUGAAAAAAGAAGUGAGCACACCAAGAACACCAGUGAGUGCAAACUGCACGGAAACUAUCUCUUUUGUUGAAGGACUGUCACCAAACGACCCGCUGAUCAAGGGCGUCCCAGAUGACAAGAACCCCUACAAGGGAGACAAAGGAGGCUGUAUAUUAACAUAGCACAAAGAGAAAGUCUCACGUUUGUUUUUUAUUGUACCAGAGCUGCUCGUUACAUCCUUGCAGAGCUCUUGUGGAUUAAAUAAAUUAAAACGGAGAUGUGUAAUAAAAGCAUCACUACUCAAAGACUGUGUGUUUGUGUGUGUUAAGCUGUAAAUAAAUACAAAUAGAUGUUCAAA